AAAUACCUAAGUCAUAGCUAAUAUACCCGUAAUGGUGUUGUUAUCUUGGUGGGGUGUCGCGAGCUUAACCACCCCUUGCAAGUCAUACUGGAACCUUCCCCGAUUGGUCAGGUCUUGUCCAAGAUCGUGGGGUUAUUGGAGGUUCCCGAAUGAUCAACACCAGCCUCCUUUAUACUUAAACUCCCCUUCUCUUCUUCUUUCCCUACUCUUUCAUCCGUUAUACGGUAAAUCGCAUCGGACGAAAUGGAGUACGAGAAGGGAGGGCUUCCUCCGUAUAGUGCCGUGGCCAGACCAGAUUGGCGCAGGCGCAAGUCUGUACGGCGUUCUCGGGCUAUUAAGCUCUUCGCUUUAACCUGUCUCGCAUUCAUCGUUUAUGCGCAAUGGAGGCAGAUAGACGGUCACCCAAAGGGUCGUUUAGUAUCCCAACUAUCGAUAGAAAAGCUGAGCGAAGACUUGAAAACUUGCGCUAAGCUGCGCUCUAAGCCACAGGAUCCCGUGGGCCUGGGCCGUGAGCGAAACGCGCGUUAUAUUGAUGGGCAUAAACCUACUUUGAUCAAGAAUGCGACCAUUUGGGUUGGGGAGCCCGCCGACGGAACUACUGAUGAGGAUGCUCGCGCUGGAAAGGGAUUUUCGUGGAUUAAUGCCGACCUUCUAUUGGAAUAUGGUCUUAUCAAGGAAGUCCGGAAAGAUAUUGAUGCUAGUUCGCUCCCGCCGGAUACUUUGGUAUGGGACGCUAAAGGUCGUCAACUCACGAGUGGUAUUAUCGACAUGCACAGCCACGCCGGCGUCGAUAGUCUACCGGAGUUAGUUGGAAACGAUGAUACAAAUGAGAUGGGCUCCAAUAUAACCCCAUACAUCCGUUCUAUUGAUGGUAUCAAUAUCUUCGAUCAUCACAUCCAGGUCAUUAAGUCUGGAGGAGUAACGACAAGCUUAAUAUUGCCUGGCUCUAGCAACAACAUCGGCGGCGAAGCCUUCGUUAUCAAGCACGCAGUUGGCAAGCCUGACGGUCGCAAUGAGACCUCGAUAAAUGACUUAUUGGCCGACCCUGAUCGUUCUUGGAGAUACAUCAAGAUGGCGUGCGGCGAGAAUUCUAAGCGAACGUACGGUAAAGUUGGCGAACACGGUCCUACUAGUCGGCUUGGUGAGUCUUGGGAAUUCCGACACGCUUUCGAGCAGGCUGCAAAGCAGGUCCAAGCUCAAAAUGACUGGUGUACUUUGGCCGAGUCUGUCGGUAUUGAACAGAUGGACAAUUAUCUACCGCAAGAUUUGGAGUGGGAGACAUUAGCUGCUGUGCUUCGUGGACAAGUUCAUGUCAAUACCCAUUGCUACACUGUCCCAGAUCUAGAAGCAUUUGUGGACCAUACCAACGAGUUCAAGUUCCCAGUUCGCGCAUUUCACCAUGCUCACCAGACAUUCCUUGUUCCGGAGAUUUUAAAACGUGCAUACGGCGACACGCCGCCUGCAUCAGCCCUGUUUGCCGAUAACAUGUGGUACAAGGCCGAAUCCUACAUUGGGUCCGAAUAUGCUGGUAAAGUCCUGUAUGACAACGGACUAACCCCGAUUUACGUGAGCGACAACCCAGUUCUGAAUGCACAACAUGUUGUCUUCGAGGCUGCGAAGGCAUUCGGAUAUGGACUGCCUUAUCAUGCUGCAUUAGCUUCGGUCACGACAGCGCCGGCUGAGCGACUGGGUCUUGGACAGCGAAUAGGCAAAGUUAAGCCCGGGUUCGAUGCUGAUAUUGUUGUAUGGGACAGUGACCCAUUGAGUGUUGGAGCUGCACCGGUUCAAGUUUGGAUAGACGGAACAGCACAAUUUGACAAUCCUGUCGAGUUGAAAAAGCCAUUUGCUACCCCUCGUAACUCCGAGCUGGAAGUUCCUAUCGCUACAGAAGAAUCAGUUAUUGCAGGCGAUGUAAUAUUUACGGGAAUCUCCAAAUCAUUUUUGCCGUCUCCACGGAGUAACUCCAACAGCAAUAAUUUGUCAGUCGUAAUAUCACAGGGCAAGAUUGGAUGUAUUGGAGACUGCGUAGCUGAGCUCGAGUCGGCUUCAAAAUCGGGAGUUAGAAUCAUCAAUCUCAAAAACGGUCAUCUAACAAAGCCGUUCACGGUAUUCGGUUCUCUGCUAGGACUGAACGGUAUUGACGCCGAAUCGGAUACUGAUAAUGGAGGCAGUCCAGAGAUCUUCAGCCGAGGCAUCGAUGGGCUCGCGUUUGGAACUAAGAAAUUAUAUUACGCGCAUAAAUACGGUGUAACCAGAGCCAUCUCGGCACCCAAAUACUCGGGACAAGCUACCCACCAGGGCACCAGCGUGGGUUUCCGCACUGUUGCUAAGCACGCCCUCGAUGAGGAUGCCAUAUUUGCCGAUGACGUAGCGGUGCAUUAUACGUUGGAUCUAACCGCAAAGCGUGGCAGCAUCUCAAUCUCGAAUGCUGUCAAUGCAUUACGCCACAAGCUUCUCGAAGCUAUUGGUGCAAAUUCGACCACUACAGACCCUUAUACCGAAGCAUCCUUUUUGAGUAAAGUCGUUGACGGUUCUCUGCCAUUAGCCAUUACGGUUCAUAGUGCUGAUGUUAUCGCUACACUAUUAAAGGUAAAACGGUCUGUGGAUAAUGCUAUUGCUUCAUCUCGAGGUAGUGGUAGCAUUUCUCUUGUCAUCAUUGGCGGUGCCGAGUCUUUCCUGCUAGCGGAUGAGUUGGCAGCAGCCAAUGUCGGUGUUGUCCUCAGUCCUCUGCUCUCAUACCGUACCACUUGGGAUCAGAGGCGAGCAUUAACUGGUGCGCCUCUAACAAAUGGUACUGCGGUCGACAAGCUUGUCGAGGCCGGAGUUCGCGUAGCUAUUAGCAUCAAUGAGGACUGGCUAGUGCGUGAUGUAGGUUUACUCGCUGGUAUUGCAUAUAGAAAUAGUCAGGGGGGGCUCAGUGAGGAAGAAGCGCUGGAUCUGGUCUCGGAUAAUGUGUAUGAGCUGCUGGGACUGAAGGGGAGCGAUGAUUCUAGGGAGUUUGUUGUGUUCGAGGGCAGUCCUCUGGAGAUUGGGGUUCGGGUUCGAGCAGUGGGAGGUGGUGUAGGAAAUGAGGUUACGUUGUUUAUGUAGUAUAGCGUGGUGUAACUAUAUUGAUUUGUCAUGUUUCUUUCUAUUGCUAAUUUCUCCCCGAGUCUUGAGACUACGUUUUCAUCUGUUCCUAGUUCUGUUAAAGGUUAAGUUAAGUAAGUACAGAAUAGACUUGAGACAAGUUUCACAUGU
Daldinia caldariorum is the source of this 3240-nucleotide messenger RNA. RefSeq lists its product as uncharacterized. Gene Ontology annotation, molecular function: N-acetylglucosamine-6-phosphate deacetylase activity. The transcript has a single exon. The record is from RefSeq and is a predicted model, not a curated record. NCBI's taxonomy places the organism in Eukaryota, Fungi, Ascomycota, Sordariomycetes, Xylariales, Hypoxylaceae. Gene Ontology annotation, biological process: N-acetylglucosamine catabolic process. The coding region runs from base 244 to 3090 and encodes 948 amino acids.